AGCAGCAGCCCCACUUCCUAAACACAGCACGGGGUGUGGGGGGGCUGCGCGGGUGUGUAGAGGAGCUGUGGAUGAUCUCAGACUGAGGAGAAGAAAAAACUACAAUGGUGAUUUGGGAUGAGCUGGAGCUUCACAGUGUGAAGGAAAAGCAGAAAUUAUUGUUCAGGACCUCCAGAAACGCCUUCAAGACGCUGAGGAAACUAUUCCAGAUAAACACAGCAGCAGUCAUCAUGGUCCGCCUGACUAUGGAUCUGAUUGCCAAAUCUAGCAGCCACAUGAAAAACAGAAAAAACUGCUCCCUUCCACAGUAUCUGAAGAAAUUAACACACCUCAACUUUUCAAACAAGAACAUAGAUGAUAUUGAUGAUCUGUCCAUGUGCAGGAACCUUACAGUUCUCUACCUGUAUGACAAUCAAAUAACACAAAUAUGCAAUCUGAGUUUCGCCGCCAAUCUUACACACCUAUACCUGCAGAACAACCAAAUCACCCACAUAGAGAAUUUAUCAUGCCUGCAGAGUCUUUCUAAAUUGUUUCUGGGGGGCAACAGCAUCACUGUGGUUGAGGGUUUGGAGCAACUGAAGGAACUGAGGGAGCUGCACAUAGAGAGCCAGAGACUACCUCCUGGAGAAAAGCUGAUUUUUGACCCCUGCACCAUCCUCGCUCUCUCUGGCUCGUUAAGUGUUUUGAAUAUUAAUAACAACAACAUUGAUGAGAUACACGACCUGGCAGUUCUUAACAAUCUGACCCACUUAUAUGCUGCUGACAACCAGCUACAGGACAUGCAGGAGCUGGAGCUGGUUUUCUCUCAGUGGCCUCAACUGAAUCGAAUGGAUUUGCGUGGAAAUCCUGUUUGUCACAAACCCAAAUACAGAGACAGACUAAUAACCAUUUGCAGGAAGCUAGAGGACCUUGAUGGUAAAGAGAUAAAUGAGCUAUCGAGACAGUUUCUAAUCAACUGGAAAGCCUCAAAAGAAGCCAAGAGGAAAGCACUAAGCGAAAGAAUCAUGACAAGAGAAAUCACAUAUCCGCUGUCUGCUGACUUUCACUUGGGCCCCCAGCAUCCCUCAGCCCAGAACCGUGCUGGCUUUCUCGGUAAGAGGAAGCCACUGGAGUUUGGGAGACCCAGCAUAAAAAUGAGGUCAGGCCCAGUGUGGACAGACUGUAUAGGAGUAAGCAUGUCAAGAAGAGAGAAGAUUCCAGCCAGUGCACCACUUGCUACAGAAUUGCAAGAGUCUUCGAGAAUUUAGAGUGGCUACAGAAUGGCUCUGUAAGUGUCCUCUCAGUGUGCCUGUGUGUGCGGACCUCAUGAAGGCAACUGCUCUGGCCCACACACACAUAAACGCACACACAUUUCACCACGAGUGCAUCUGGAACUGAUCUGAGCGCUCUCAGUUAGAUGGAGUUCAUAGUUGCGGUCUGCUACUGUCAUUAUGUCACUGUGUUUCUGUAAAUGUAGAUGUUUCAGAUCUGUUUCAUGCUGACAGCACCCACGGUCAGUCUUAUGAUGUUCCAUGCACUCAUAUACUGCCUGUAUGAUAUCUUAUGAGACUAUUUGAUCAAAUGAUGAUUCUCAGACUUUCCUGCAUUUCAUCAGAUCAAUAAUGUUUUCCACCAUGGGUGUGUAUGUUUAAAGUCUUUUUGUAUUUACUGUAUGGGAUAAUAAAACUGAUUCUUCACACUAAA
Molecule: messenger RNA, 1683 nt
Organism: Astyanax mexicanus (Mexican tetra)
Lineage: Eukaryota; Metazoa; Chordata; Actinopteri; Characiformes; Acestrorhamphidae
Gene: ppp1r42
Product: protein phosphatase 1, regulatory subunit 42
Exons: 10
Coding region: 105-1247 (380 amino acids)
Molecular function (GO): protein binding
Source: RefSeq, a predicted model, not a curated record